Molecule: messenger RNA, 558 nt
Organism: Lycium barbarum (goji berry)
Lineage: Eukaryota; Viridiplantae; Streptophyta; Magnoliopsida; Solanales; Solanaceae
Exons: 4
Coding region: 1-384 (127 amino acids)
Biological process (GO): fatty acid biosynthetic process
Molecular function (GO): acyl carrier activity
Source: RefSeq, a predicted model, not a curated record
AUGUGUAAAAUUCUCAAUGCUACUAAGUACUACACUCAAGCUGCCUACACAGUGAGUGAAGUUUUUCACAUGCACAAAUUCUCUACCAAAGGAUCGGCCCAAUUCUCACAUGGCUUCAAAACCCAAAUUUCAUGCUCAGCUCAACCUGAAACAUUUGAAAUUGUCCAAAACACAAUUGCCAAGCAGCUAUCGGUUGAUGUGAAUACUGUGACACCCCACACCAAGUUUGCUAAUUUGGGUGCUGAUUCUCUUGACACCGUGGAAAUAAUGAUGGCUCUAGAAGAGAAAUUGGGAGAGUCAAUUGGAGAAGGAGGAGCUCAGAACAUUGCCACUGUCCAAGAUGCUGCCGAUCUCAUUGAAAAAGUGAAGGAAAUUGCAGCUUGAUAUGAUGCGCUUACAAUCAUAUAUCUGAAAUGGUCAAUUUGAGCCCAGACAUAAUUAGCUGUGAAAUUUACCAUCCUAUUUUAAUUUUUUCAUUUUGUUUCCAUAUGCCAUGGCCAAUGCUUACAAUAUUUUAUCCUAACCAGAAAUUUUGCUAUUACUUCCAACUCCUUUCAA